GUGGUGUUUAAGGAUGAAGCGGUGGAUGAACAUGUGGUAACGUGUGCAGUGUGUCUGGAGGACUUCAGGAUGAGCGAUGAGCUGGGUCUGUUGGCCUGUAAACAUGCCUUUCACAAGCGGUGUCUGCUGGACUGGCUAGAGAUCCGCUGCUCCUGUCCAAUGUGCAACAUUCCUAUCAGCGGGGACACGGCAGAAAACCAGCCUGCAAACCUGCUGGAUGAGCUGAUGUAAACCUGAAGCAAACAUGCCUUAAAACUGAGGAAAACCUCCUGUAAACCUGCUAGACAAGCUUAUGUAAACCUGAAGCAAACCUGCUGGAAAAGCUGAGGUAAACCUGAGGAAAACCUGCUGUAAACCCGCUAGACAAGCUGAUGAAAACCUACUGGACGAGCUGAUGAAAACCUGAGGUAAACCUGCUAGACAAGCUUAUGUAAACCUUAAGCAAACCUGCUUGACAAGCUGAGGAAAACCUGCUGUAAAUAUGCUGGCAGAGCUGAUGGAAACCUGAUGUAAACCUGGGUUUACUCUGACUUCACUCUCAGUGGCAUGUAUAUACAGUAAUAUUAUAAACAAACUGAACUA
Danio rerio (zebrafish) is the source of this 582-nucleotide messenger RNA. Lineage: Eukaryota; Metazoa; Chordata; Actinopteri; Cypriniformes; Danionidae. The record is from RefSeq and is a predicted model, not a curated record.